Molecule: messenger RNA, 5469 nt
Organism: Leucoraja erinaceus (little skate)
Lineage: Eukaryota; Metazoa; Chordata; Chondrichthyes; Rajiformes; Rajidae
Product: protein NYNRIN-like
Exons: 2
Coding region: 3271-4956 (561 amino acids)
Biological process (GO): DNA integration
Molecular function (GO): nucleic acid binding
Source: RefSeq, a predicted model, not a curated record
AAAAACAAAAUGGUUGGCCAGGUAGACUGAAACAAAGGACAUAAGAUGGCUGCUGACCAGACUUGCUGGAACCGGCUGCAAUUAAGGAAUACACACUGUCUUGCAAUUACUGUGUAGUCAUGAAUAAAGGAUCACAGGCCCAGUCUGACAAGAUUGAGGAAUACACAACCUCCCCCCCCUAGCCAGGAAGACUGAGGAAUGUACUGGUCUGAGAGUAUGUGUGGUUCCUCUUUCAUCCCCUUAUAUGUCCAUACUUGGUUUCCUGUAUUCUUCGUACGUGUCGGUUCUUUGAUCAGGGGAAUGUGGGAGGUGCUAAACGGUGGCAUUAACAUAUAAAGAGCCUUGCAAUUAAGGGCAGGCAGCUUGACUCUUUGCCAGGUUGUAACCUGUGUGGAGACUCCUGCUCAAUAAAACGUACGUUUAAAGCAACCCUGGUGCCUGGUCGAUUAUUGUCAAAACAACCGAUGUGAGAGAGAAACGUGAAUCAACAUUUUGGUGUCAGAAGUGGGAUGUCAACCAGCGACUGAUCGAGCCGGCGAGUGAAUCCACUGGGCGACGGGAUCGAUGUGAAGGGUGCGCAGCCAAGUGAGUAGAUUUAGUUAAAUCUCCUCUUGGUCCUUCCUCGUAUCCCGGCGUAGCAGGGUAAUUCGCUGACUUGCGUCAGUUGGUGGGACGACAUCCGAACAUUCCGGUUGUGGGCACGGGGAUAGGGCCGUCUCGAGGAUUAUCCUAGUCUGAUCGAGCGGAUAAAACACCCCGUAGAGGGGGACCGUAGACGGUAUAUAAGAGGAGUGCACUGUGUAUAGGAAGUUAACUAGUUGAAAGAGUUAACAAGUGUUGAGUGUUAACCGAGACCAAGGUACCCCCAUAUCUCACAGAAAGUCCGCUUUAAAGUGGCCGAGUGAGAGAUACGACGGAACCAAGGACUCACGGUUAACCCUGAAAUUUUGUUGUGAUAAGGGCCGUCUCGAGGAUUAUCCUAGUCUGAUCGAGCGGAUAAAACACCCCGUAGAUGGGGACCGUAGACGAUAUAUAAGAGGAGUGCACUGUGUAUAGGAAGUUAACUAGUAUUGAGACGUUAACCGAGACCAAGGUACCCCCAUAUCUCACAGAAAGUCCACUUCAAAGUGACUGAGUGAGAUACGACGGAACCAAGGACUCUAGGUUAACCCUGAAAGAGUUAACAAGUAUUGAGUGUUAACCGAGACCAAGGUACCCCCAUAUCUCACAGAAAGUCCUCUUUAAAGUGGCCGAGUGAGAUACGGCGGAACCAAGGACUCACGGUUAACCCUGAAAUUUUGUUGUAAUAUUUGUGUAAUAAAGUUAACUAGUAUUGAGACGUUAACUGAGACCAAGGUACCCCCAUAUCUCACAGAAAGUCCACUUCAAAGUGACUGAGUGAGAUACGGAGGAACCAAGGGCUCUAGGUUAACCCUGAAAGAGUUAACAAGUAUUGAGUGUUAGCCGAGACCAAGGUACCUCCGUAUCUCACAGAAAGUCCGCCUUAGACUGGUUGUUAAGAGAGGAAAUCCUCCACGCGAAGGUCAGGAAUUGAAGUGACCGAGUGAGAUACGGUGGAACCAAGGACUCACGGUUAACCCUGAAAUAUUGUGUGUAAUAGUAAUAAGUUUAAAAAUGGGUAAUGGUAUGGACACCAGUUGUCACCCAGACCGGCCAUUACAUCAGCUAUGUUUCUUGCAUCCAGAAAUGGAGGAGACCUUUAGGCGUAUGUCGGGAGGACUCAUUCAUAAACUGGGGAAGGAUGAAUGGCCUGAAGGGGGUUAUGAGUGUGUUAUCAAGAGCCCAAAGUGUAAUAUGGAGAACGGAUUAAAAAAAAAAUGUAAAAGGGCCAUUCAGUUGUGGAUCGAUCAUUGUAACAAAGAAAAGGCAUGGUCUUUAACGGCCAGUUGGCAGAGUAAUGCCUUGAAACUAGGAAUACCCCUGACCGAGGGGGGUCAGGAGAAGUCAGUGACAGUAUUAAAACAGGAAUGCAGGCAUGCUAAGGAAAGUAAGGAUCGUCAGGAGAGAGAGAGAGAAAAUAUGGCCAAGGUAGAUAAAGACUUACGUAAGUCGGUGGCUGGCAUAGAUUUGGGAGGUGACGACGAGGAGGAGGUAGAGGAUUAUCCUUGGGGAGUCCGUGGAGCACCCCCGUUGAACCAGCCUGCCCCCGUUGCCAGUCCUGUGUAUCCUCCUGCCCUCUGCAGUAGCUGUAAUCAAAUGUGCGGCCCACACGACAGGAGAUUCCCCGGUCCAAAUCGGUAACAGGUUGGCUGACGAUGCGGCUAAGUGUGCUUCACGCGGUAGAUUUAAAGUGGUGGGUAGUAUGAUGAGGCAGGUGAAAAGCCUUUAUAUGGGCUCGUCUGAAUCUGAGAAACCUAUGCCAACCAUAAAUGAUGUAUUGCUCUUACAGGGGGACGCCUCUGCUAAUGUUAUAAUGGAAUGGGAGCAGCUGGGCUGUCGGAAGGCUGACUCUGGAUUGUGGCUCACGCCGGCCGGACAGACCUGUAUGACAGACCAGUUAGCGACCUGGGUCGUUGAUUGCCUACAUUUAGCCACUCACUGUGGGGCCACCUUGCUAGUAGACGCUCUCUUACAGGCAUGGUGGCAUCCUCGACUUAAGGUUUUGGCAGCCCAAACUAGUGCACGGUGCCUCACCUGUGCUACACACAACCCUGGUAAAGGAGUUGUCUGCCAGACGGGUCGUACUCCAUUACCUACUGCUCCGUUUGAAACCUUGCAGAUGGAUUUUAUUGAUUUGCCUAAGUGUCAGUGUUAUAAACAUGUACUUGUUAUUGUUGAUGUGUUUUCUAGGUGGAUUGAAGCCUUUCCAACCACUGAUUGCACUGCCUCUACGGUGGUGUCUAUUUUAUUACGGCAGGUUGUUCCUCGUUUCGGGGUUCCAAACACCAUCAGUUCGGAUAACGGCCCUCACUUCAUUGCCGCUAUCAAUAAAGAAUUGUACCGACAGCUGGGCGUAACCCAGCGGCUGCAUUGUGCUUAUCGCCCACAAGCUGCAGGAAUGGUGGAACGCUUGAACCAGACCCUGAAGACCAAGCUUGCCAAGCUGGUGGACCAAUCAGGCUCCACCUGGGUUAAAAUGUUGCCUGUUGCUUUGUUCCAGAUCAGAGUCCUUCCAGCAGGGAAGACAAGGUUGUCUCCUGCAGAGAUCAUCUAUGGCCGACCUCUGCGCAGCCCUUGGACAGACAUUAUCCCAGCCACAAUGACAUUGCAUCACAUGACGGAGGAGAUGAUACGAAAUAAAUCCCUGAGAUGAGGGUCUUCGUGGCAUUAAUAUGUGUGGCGACCACUGCAGGGUUAAUCGGUUUCGGCUGGAAAUGGACAAAGACUGAAUACGGACGGAACAAACGAGGGAAGAGAGGGGAACGAGAAAACUCCAAUUUAUUCAUCCAGGAACACAACGAGCUAUUCGGGAAGGGGCAGGUGGUUUGUUAUCCACAAAUGACAUCAGUUACCUCCCUGUUUACCCCAUCCCCUGCAUGGGGCAGAACUGAACGACUGGUGAAGUGCCAAAAAAAAAAAACGGUCCCUGUUAAACCCGUCAGCAUCAACUAUGACCGGCUUCUCGCUCCACCGGCCAACUGCUUACCGCUCCCUAAGAACAAUAACCACUCCUACGACAUUUGCUACAAUGGAUCUAGGACGGCGUCAAGAGCACCGGCUAGGCCAUGUAACUUCACCACCAAUAAUGACAACAGGCAAUAUGAAAAUUGUUUUAGUAACCAAGGACACGGGUGUAUAGUCAUAAAUGUUAAAAAUAACCUCACUUGCGCUCUGCAAGGGCCCGUUCACGGCUCCACAUGUAACCUUACCUAUAAUGGAGUCCAAUGUCAGGUGUCUAAGGACUGUAUCCCCGUAAAUGCUGGAUUUCAGCUGUUGUGUGGAUGGGCCAACGGGACCCAUCUGACAGUAGGAUCCCAUCACCUGCCAAUCCCCAGUUAUAGCAAUGGGAUCAGUGAAGCGUGGAGGGACUGGUCUGGAGGGGGAGAAGUCAUUAAUACCCGAAGGGGCUGUAAUGGAUCAUUAUAUACGGAGGAAGGAUAUUACUUUUUCUUUAAUGGGAAAGGAACCAAUGUCCUAAAACCCCCUUUCCCCAAGAACGUGGCAGUUGGAGCAUUGGUGCCAACCACGGUACCUUGUCCCGAGCAAUGGACUAAACCCAUGGCUCGGGUUCGUCGAAGGACAGUGUCGGCCGAGUUUUGCGCGCAAUGGAGAAAUCCAGGGGUUAGGGGAGCUACCCACGGACAUGCCAUUGGAUGGGGAUUAUUAAGCAUGCUAACCAUGGGAGGAGUGGGUGGAGGUGAAGCAGCCAAAAACCGAAAUUACCUUGUUUGUGGCCUGACAAUUCUGGGCAAUGCAACAACUGGAGCCUUGGAGGCAGUAAAAACCCAGAUGGCCGAAAUGAGGAUGUUUUCCCUACAAAAUAGAUAUGCGCUCGAUUACUUAUUGGCUAGAGAAGGGGGGACCUGUACCGUCAUAAAAGGGAAAUGUAUGAUGGGGGUUCAAGACCGGACUAGCAACAUCACACAACACCAGAAAGAGAUUACCACCUUUUUGGAUGGAAUAAAUGAAAACCAGGGAUGGGGGAAUUGGGGAUUAGGGGGAGUAUACAACUGGAUCAUCAGCAUUGCCAUCUAUGCUGCUAUAGUAGUUACUUGCUUAUUUGUGGGGAUUGCUAUUGUAAAGUGUAUCAUAGCCCGAUUAAUGGUGGCUUUAUCGGGUUUGGGGACCACCCCCGAGGAAACUAAAAAUUCUGUACGAAUGAUGAUCUUACAGCGUGAGCAGGAGAGACUGUUAUCAUUCCCCAACGACAGCGAAAACGAUGAAGUGAGUGAGGAAGGAGAAUUAGGGGACAAAGGUCAGACGGUCCAAGAAGCCUUGGCCAGGGAACUAAAAGGUUACGAGAUUCAGCAAAUGGGACUUUUAAAUGGACUAUGAGUGUUGCCAUAAGAAUGGCAAAAGGGGGGAAUGAUGAAUAGAAAUUCUGAAUCAAUGUUAUAAGAUUGUUCUGAAAGACAAAAUGGUUGGCCAGGUAGACUGAAACAAAGGACAUAAGAUGGCUGCUGACCAGACUUGCUGGAACCGGCUGCAAUUAAGGAAUACACACUGUCUUGCAAUUACUGUGUAGUCAUGAAUAAAGGAUCACAGGCCCAGUCUGACAAGAUUGAGGAAUACACAACCUCCCCCCCCUAGCCAGGAAGACUGAGGAAUGUACUGGUCUGAGAGUAUGUGUGGUUCCUCUUUCAUCCCCUUAUAUGUCCAUACUUGGUUUCCUGUAUUCUUCGUACGUGUCGGUUCUUUGAUCGGGGGAAUGUGGGAGGUGCUAAACGGUGGCAUUAACAUAUAAAGAGCCUUGCAAUUAAGGGCAGGCAGCUUGACUCUUUGCCAGGUUGUAACCUGUGUGGAGACUCCUGCUCAAUAAAACGUACGUUUAAAGCAACCCUGGUGCCU